AUGGCUCUCGAUGCUGUUGCAACGUCCGAAAGCGCUUUGUUGCGUGCUCUGGAGAGGUUGAAGGCCACUGCAGGUCCUGGAACAGUUCAUCAUUCGUCCGACUCACUUAUUACUGGCGAUACGGAUGACAGCGAAGAUGAGUAUCAGCCGGGUCAAAAAGAGUCGGAACAGGAUCAAGCGGACAAAACAACAUCAGUUACACUGAAGGAUAAUAAUCGUGUCACUCAGCGCGCUAUGCUUACAACGGAAAGAGAGGGAAAACAACGCCAUGCAGACGAGCAGGUCGGGUUCAUUAUCAUAAAACGCGACAACAACAAGCCAGAUGCCUAUGGCGAGUCGUCGGAAACAUACGGCCCACUGCCGUGGCCGGGGGUCGCCGAAGCAUACAACAAAAAGUAUGAUAUGUCUGUCGGUCCAGCGGCGAUGGAGAAGCGCGCGCGACAACACCGACCUGCUUGGUUAGCCAAACAUCCAGGUUAUCCCCUCAAAAUAAUGUACGCAAAGAAACCAAAGACACAAGCCAUUCGGCGCUCGAAGGUUGCCGCCCUACAUGCUCAAGCUCCUUGCGUGCAAGCCUACACCAGCAACCAAAAGAUCCGUAUGGACAAGGGCGAAGGUUCCAUCUCCAAUGAACGCAUCGCCGGAUGGAUGCCUCCAGAUGCCAUUCGGAAUCGAGCAGACGUACAUAACUAUAUAGACGACCUAAUGUCGGCACACGUCGAAAAGGUUGUACUAGAGGUACAUGACGCACAUGACUCACCAUCUGAAGUUGUUAUCGGCGGCCUCGAAGACCUUGGUAGCAGCUCCGUGGUGCUUCAGCAAUUAAUGGCUGCCGACAGCGAGACGACAGUACAGGUUGAAUGCUCAUCCCUAGAGGUCGUUCAGUGCUUCUAG
This is a messenger RNA of Alternaria ethzedia, 894 nucleotides long. RefSeq lists its product as uncharacterized. The record is from RefSeq and is a predicted model, not a curated record. The transcript is spliced from 3 exons. Bases 1 to 894 code for a protein of 297 amino acids. NCBI's taxonomy places the organism in Eukaryota, Fungi, Ascomycota, Dothideomycetes, Pleosporales, Pleosporaceae.